AUGCCUCUGGUCAAAGAACAAGGCGGGUCCAACACUGCCUUGACAUCCCACGCACACCUCACCACCGACCAGGGCGACUACACACCUGCCAAUGAACCUGGUGGCAUUGCAAACGGCACCUACGGCAACGGUUAUGGCCAUUCAAAGUCCGAUGCUGAGCCGCUCAUGUGUGAUGCGCCAGCUUGGACACCGCGUAGGAAGAUCAAGGUCGUCACGGUCGGCGCAGGCUUCUCCGGGCUCAUAUUCGCGCACAAGCUACAGCAUGAACACCCAGAAGUGGGAGCAAUGAUAGACCACAGCAUUUUUGAAGCGAGGCAUGACGUGGGUGGAACAUGGUUGGUCAAUACAUACCCGGGCAUCCAAUGCGAUGUGCCCGCCCAUAUCUAUGCGUUCCCUUUUGAUCCAAAGCCGGACUGGGAUAACUUCUAUGCCUCCGGCGCCGAGAUUCAAGCAUACAUCCAGAGUACCGUCCAGAAGUGGAACUUGGAUCGCGACGUGAAACUUAAUCACCGAGUUCUUGAGGCCGUCUGGCAAGAGAAAACGAGCAAUUGGAGAGUUGUAGUGGAGAAGAACGGCCAGGAGACCUUCAUCGAGUACGCCGAUGUCUUGGUCUCCGCGCAAGGAGUACUCAACAAGUGGCGCUGGCCUAACAUUACAGGACUUGGCCAAUUCAAGGGACAUAAGUGUCAUUCCGCGGCGUGGGAUUCCAACUACGACUACUCCAACAAGAGAAUCGCUGUCAUCGGGAACGGCUCGUCAGGAGUUCAGAUCGUGCCUAAGCUAGCUCAACUACCGGGGACUCGAAUCACGGCCAUCCAACGCAGCGCCAACUACGUCUACAUGCCUCUGCCUCCAGCCACGCUCCUAGGCCGAACGGAAGACACUCGAGCGAAUCCGCCCUUCACCAAAGAGGACAGGAACCGCUUCAGUGAAGACCCGUCUUUCCACCGCGAGUACCGACGGAGAAUCAUCCACCAGAUCAACGACGGGUUCAAGAUGUACAUCAAAAAUUCGCUGGCAAACCAGGCCGCAACCGAGACCGCGCGCAAGCAAAUGGCAAGCAAACUCCAACACGACCCGGACCUAUGCGCCCAGCUGAUUCCGUCGUGGGCAUUGGGUUGCAAACGCAUCACGCCUGCCGACGGAUACCUCGAGUCCUUACUACUCCCUAACGUUGAGCUCGUUAGUAGCGCCGUCACCACGGUGACCGAGAACUCGAUCGUGACCGCCGACGGACGAUCCUUUGAGGUCGACGUCAUUGCGUGUGCCACGGGAUUCGACGUCUCGUUGCGACCCCAAUGGCGCAUGAUCGGUCGCAACGGCGUCGACCUGGCGCAGGAGUGGGAGGUGGAUCCGGAGUCCUACCUCUCCGUAGCGGCUCGAGAUAUGCCUAAUUUCUUUAUGUUCCUUGGGCCUAAUGCUGUGAUCGCCCACGGCUCCUUACUAGAGGCGAUUAAUUGGACCGGUAACUAUAUUGUCAAGUGGCUCCAGAAGAUCGCUACCGAGGAUAUAAAAGCGACCACUCCUAAGACAGGGACAGUGGACGAUUUGAUACGGUACGGUGAUGGUGUCCACAAGUCACUAGUCUGGUCGGAAGGCUGCUCAAGUUGGUUCAAGCGCAAUACGGUGCACGGAAGAGUCACGGCGGCAUUUGCAGGAAGCGCCUUAGUCUUCAGGCAGUUGAUCUCAGACAUCCGGGCUGAAGACUUCGACAUCGAGUACCGUAGCGGUAACCAAUGGGGCUUUUUGGGAAAUGGAUUUACCGCCUACGAACUGGACCCGGCAAACAGUUUGUCGUGGUACAUAGAACACUAG
Exophiala bonariae is the source of this 1815-nucleotide messenger RNA. RefSeq lists its product as uncharacterized. Bases 1 to 1815 code for a protein of 604 amino acids. NCBI's taxonomy places the organism in Eukaryota, Fungi, Ascomycota, Eurotiomycetes, Chaetothyriales, Herpotrichiellaceae. The record is from RefSeq and is a predicted model, not a curated record. The transcript is spliced from 2 exons.